This is a messenger RNA of Amphimedon queenslandica, 924 nucleotides long. Its product is annotated as rhodopsin, GQ-coupled-like. Gene Ontology annotation, molecular function: G protein-coupled receptor activity. The transcript has a single exon. NCBI's taxonomy places the organism in Eukaryota, Metazoa, Porifera, Demospongiae, Haplosclerida, Niphatidae. Gene Ontology annotation, biological process: G protein-coupled receptor signaling pathway. The coding region runs from base 1 to 924 and encodes 307 amino acids. Gene Ontology annotation, cellular component: membrane. The record is from RefSeq and is a predicted model, not a curated record.
AUGUCACUGAACUCAACAGACUUUGUUCUAAUGGGGGAUCUCAACAGUACUACUUAUGCAGCAGUUCUUGGUAUUGAAGGAGUCAUUGGUAUAAUAGUUAAUGUAGCAGUGUUAUUAAUGACACUGUAUCAAAGGAAAUCCUGGAAUCAACCAUCAACAAUAUUCUUCACUUCUCUCCUACUGUCUAACCUCAUUAUUGCUCUAUGGUAUUUCAUGUCUUCUAUUGCAGUAGGAGCUGAAGAAUGGAUCUUUGGAAACACUUUUAAAGAAAAGAAUGCAUCAUGUUUGAUUCUUGGUUACAUGUUUUGGAAUGGUGGUAUGAUUAUUGUUGCAACAUUAGCUGCUCUAUCUUUUGAUCGGUUUCUGUUUGUUGUCAAGCCUUAUCUUCACAAGCGGUUCAUGAGACCACGAGUAGCUCUGAUCCUGAUUAUUGGUGUGUGGUUGCUGUGUUCACUGAUAAAUACUACACCAUUCUAUGGUUUUGGUGUAUAUCGUUAUCAAUCUCGUAGUGGAAUUUGUUCUCCAAGUUAUGAAGCCUCGGGCUUCUUUUAUGUCUUAUAUCUUGUUGUGGUAUAUUCAAUUAUUUAUUUUGUAAUAGCAUUUACGUCCAUUUGGACAUUUUGUUUCACUCGUAGGUUCAUUCAGAACCAGGUUGAAAUAGUUGGCAGCAGUGUAUAUGAAUCUAGAAGGAAGAGGCUGUUUGGUAUAUUUGGAUAUAUGCUUCUAUCCUACGUAAUUGCUUUAUUACCAUCAUAUAUUACUGGUAUUAUUAGUAUGUUCUAUCAAUUACCAGCAAAUGUUCAUCUUGGUACUGUUGUUGCUAAUGGGUCUUUUAUAAUAUCAAAUCCUAUUAUCCAAUCGUACUUUAGGCCAGAGAUAGUUACUGUCAUCAAAAACUUGUGGAAUAAGAUCAGAAACACUUAA